Molecule: messenger RNA, 4605 nt
Organism: Pygocentrus nattereri (red-bellied piranha)
Lineage: Eukaryota; Metazoa; Chordata; Actinopteri; Characiformes; Serrasalmidae
Gene: sema3gb
Product: sema domain, immunoglobulin domain (Ig), short basic domain, secreted, (semaphorin) 3Gb
Exons: 18
Coding region: 418-2703 (761 amino acids)
Biological process (GO): axon guidance; positive regulation of cell migration; semaphorin-plexin signaling pathway
Molecular function (GO): chemorepellent activity; semaphorin receptor binding
Source: RefSeq, a predicted model, not a curated record
AGCGGUGGAGCUACAGCUACAACACACGGCUCAGCCCAUACAGACACACCUGACGGGUCUGGAGCUCUGACGGACGGACGGGUCAGUAGCGUGAGGCGCUAUGGAGAUGGGAAUGUGACGGGGUUCUUGUCGCCUGUCUGCAGUCCGGCGAAAAUUACUUUUUCUUGGUGACGACUGGGAAACUUGGGGAACUCGUGCCAAGCGCGAGAAGAAGCCCGGCGGAAAAAGGCCAGCAUUAGAUGGACAUAAACACGCCGCGUCGUGCGGUUUGCGAGCGGUUUGUGCGCGCCUGGGCGAAUCUGUAGAGUUUGUGGAGAGGCUCCGUUCAACACCACCACCGCGGAAUGUAACGCCUAACGCUCCGCCUGGAGUUACCUGACACAGAAGUCUCGGAGGGUUAACUCUACCGUCCUUGCCAUGGAGACGACCCCGGCCCUCCUCCCACUCCUACUCCUCUUCCUGAGUUUGUGUGUCAGUGGUUGUCAUGGCAACCUCCGCCUGACCCCCAGAGUGUAUCUGUCUUACAAAGAGCUGCUGGAAACGAGGACCAUCCGGCCAUUCAGCUUCUCCUUCAACACCAGCGAUUACCGCAUCCUCCACAUGGACCAGGACCAAGGCCGGCUUUACCUGGGCAGCCGCGAGUAUCUAGUCUCCCUGGACAUGCAGAACAUAAACAAAGAGCCACUGAUUAUCCACUGGCCUGCUACUAGCCAGAGGAAAGGAGAGUGCAGGAUGACUGGGAAAGGAGGACAGGGAGAGUGUGCCAACUUUGUGCGUCUGAUCGAGCCGUGGAACAGAACUCAUCUGUACACGUGCGGCACAGGAGCUUACAAACCCGUCUGCACCUUCAUCAACCGGGGCUGGAAGGCUGAGGAAUACCUCUUCCGCCUGGUUCCUGGUUAUGUAGAUUCUGGGAAGGGAAAGUGUCCGUAUGAUCCACGGCAGGAAAACGCUGCUGUUCUUAUCAAUGGUAACCUGUAUGCAGGGGUGCAUGUGGACUUCAUGGGGACAGAUCCAGCCAUCUUCAGGACGCUGGGAGACAGACCUGCUGUGAGAACAGAGCAAUACGACUCCCGAUGGCUGAAUGAGCCUGUGUUUGUAAAAAUCCAGAAGAUUCCAGAUAGUGCAGAAAAAAAUGACGACAAGUUGUAUUUCUUCUUCCGGGAAAAGAGUUUGGACGCAGCAGGGGGCAGCACCCCCAGUGUGCUGGCCAGAGUGGGCAGAGUCUGUCUGAAUGACGAUGGAGGCCAAAGGUCACUGGUAAAUAAAUGGACAACUUUCCUGAAGGCUCGUCUGGUCUGUUCUGUAAUUGGAGCAGAAGGAGUUGAGACAUAUUUUGAUGAACUGAGGGAUGUUUUCAUUCAGCGGACUCAUGAUGAACGCAACCCCACUGUGUAUGCUGUGUUCUCCACUGCUGGCUCUGUGUUUAAGGGCUCAGCAGUGUGUGUGUACUCCAUGGCUGACAUUAGAAACGUCUUUAACGGACCCUUCUCCCACAAACAUGGACACAACUACCAGUGGACUCCUUACACUGGAAAAAUACCCUACCCCCGUCCUGGCACGUGCCCCGGAGGAACGUUCACGCCCGGCCUCCACACCACCAAAGCCUUCUCCGACGAGGCUAUCAACUUUGUGCGUGCACACCCUCUCAUGUACCAUCCUAUAUACCCUACCCACAAGCGCCCCCUGGUGGUACGGACCGGUGUGGACUACCGCUUCACCACCAUUGCUGUGGACAUGGUGGAUGCUGUAGAUGGGAGAUAUGAGGUGCUCUUCCUGGGGACAGAUCGAGGAACAGUCCAAAAGGUGAUUGUCUUGCCAAAAGACACAAGCACAACAGAAGAGCUCAUCCUGGAAGAGGUGGAGGUUUUCAGGACUCCAGCACCAGUGAAAACUCUGAAAAUCUCCACUAAAAGGCAACAGCUUUAUGUGUCAUCGCAGCGGGGUCUUACCCAGGUAUCUCUACACCGGUGUGCUGUGUAUGGUAAAGCCUGCUCCGACUGCUGCCUGGCUAGAGACCCCUACUGCGCCUGGGAUGGAGAGACAUGCUCCGCUUUCACCCCGGCCACCAAGAGGAGGAGCAGGAGACAAGAUAUCAAACACGGAGACCCGUUACGCCAGUGCAGGGGCUUCAAUUCUAAAGUAGAGAAGCGCCUGAGGGAGACAGUGCAGUUUGGUGUGGAAGGCAGCAGCACAUUUCUGGAGUGUCAGCCCAGGUCUCCUCAGGCUACUGUUAAAUGGCUCUAUCAGAAGGACAGCAAACGCAAAGCACUCAGUCGCGAUAAAGAGGUCCUGAAGACGGGUCAUGGCAUCCUGCUGAAAUCUCUCACUCAGGCGGACUCCGGUCUCUACCACUGCCUGGCCACAGAGAACAACUUCAAGCACACUGUGGCCCGCGUGUCCCUGCGAAUUCUCGACCGGGAGAUUGUAGAGGCCCUGACAGCACCAGACAGCCCUGCAGAGCCAGAGCGUCACCACCAGCACCAUCAUCAUCACCCUCCUCCUCCUCCACCCCCACCCCAAACCCCACCCCCACCCCUCCAGCAGCUCCCACCACAGCCCGAGGUGCGCCUCAUCAACCAAUACUGCCAGACCUACUGGCAACAGCAGAGCCCCAGCCCGCCCCACAAACCCAAACGCACCAACCGCAGACACACCGAGCAGAAGGAGUCUGAGGAGCCUCAUGAGCUGCAGGCCCAGUGAUAAUGUUCUGAGUGCUAAGAGCAGAAAACACGAGUCGUUAAGUUGAUUGUGUUCCAUACACUGUGUGAGCAGGAUAGGCAGUGUCUCUAAAGACUGUGUUACUAAGCUAAAUUACAUGUGUUCAUGCAAAAAAGUCAAUUCUGAUAAAAGCUUAUUUCAAGACUACAUUUGAUUUUAUCACAGCAUGUUGAAGUUGCCGGUGCAAGUUAGUGAGGCUACAGCCUUAACCAGGAAUGGGACGAUUACUGCCGCGCUAUUAAACCCAAUGAUAAUCGUACGGUUGCAAAUUUUAGCUCCUGUAAUGCCGUAUAGCAACCGUCUGCUACACUCUCUCCAAAGCAUGUGCUAGACAACUAUUAUCAAUUUGGUUAUAACAAAUACGCGUGGGUUACUAAAAAGUGUCCAUACGUGUGAUGAAAGGAUUUCAAUGGCUGUUAGUAGCUUUUUAAACAUUUGCAGUAUAUAUUAACUAUAUCAUUUUGGAAAUCUAGAAAGCACAUUUUCAUACUGUUCCAUUCCUGGUCUAUUCCUAACACAGGCUCCUCUAUCUUCAGCUCAGUUUUUGCUUUUUUUAAGGUUAUGAUACAUAGUGUUCUGAGUUUGCAGAGCAGUAGAUGUUGAAUUAUUUCCAAACCAUAGGAAACCGGUAUGUGCCACAUUGCAUACUAUAGAGUUUAGGCUUUUUGUGUUCUCUUUAACUAUUGUUACAUUGCCAUUACCUUCACAGAGUCAUUGAAAAGUCAGUAUUUCAUGAACAGUGUACUCAUAAAACUGUGGCACUUGGCAUUGCUAGUAUUUAAAGCUUGUUAUGUUGAGUCAGAUGGUUGUUAAUCCGCAGCCUGUGGAACACAGUGGUGGAAAGAAUGCUGUGGAGAAUUUCUACGUGAUUCCACUCACAUUCAUGGCACAGUCAUCUGCUGAUUUGUCAAAAAGAAGCCUUUUCCUGUACCGGGUUAUAAUUAUGACAUGAUGCAUUCAGAUAUGAUUUUGACCAACUUUUUAUGUUAUCAAGACCAAGGGUGAUCAGGAGGACGUAAAGGCUUCUAGAAGUUGUUUUUUGUGGGGUUUGUAAAGAUAUGGCUAAGCUUCCGUCUCAGUAAAAUGUCUUGAUAUUUUAAGAGCAUUCUUGAGUUAGUCUGCAUCAGACAAAGCACAGCUGCAGAUACUGGAAGUCUGGAAAUUAAGUGACAUCAAAUGUUUGAACAAUGUGUAAGUCAUGAGAAAAUGCUUUUGCAAAACCUGUGAUUCAUAUUUUACAUCUUUUAGAAGUAGUUACUGAACAGCUAGACCCAUGUUUCCAUUACUGGUUAGUAGGUACUGAACAAAAACUACUGCAAUUUGAAGGCAGUGGUAGGCAUGUUAUUAUUAAAUUAUGGUUUUUUCUCAAAAGAUAAAUGGGAAAGACAAAAUUAUGGACCAAAAUCUGCUCCAGUCUCCUGCCAUAGUAAGAGAGAUUUGCAGCAAGAAGGAAUAUGUAAAUAAUAAAAACUGGAGACUAGAUUCACAAUGAAAAAAAGAAAGAAAGCUUGAGUUCUGAGUUAAGGGACAUAGACCUCUGAAUUACUUGGUGGGCUAAUGACAUGCCCAAAUCAGGACUCUGGAUACAAGCUGGUUUUAUCUAUGGGAAAAAUGAAUGGAGUCACAAGGUCAUUUAGUGGUCGAUUUACAUAAAUGGCACAAAAAAGCACUCGUUCACAUUUAAAGAGGAUUUCCACUGAAAAGCUACUCAGAGCAAUGGUACAAGCUACUUCACAGAGAGAUAUGACUUGAACUGGUUAUGAAUACGCUGCCUGAUGUUUGAGAUGUUGUUUUAUACUAGUUUUGAGAAGGUUUUUAACUAAAAUGUGCAUGUAGGGUGUUGUAAAGGAUACAGUGCCCAAAUAAAACUUUUUUCCAGUUUAC